Messenger RNA from Hevea brasiliensis (rubber tree), 1483 nucleotides. RefSeq lists its product as uncharacterized. Gene Ontology annotation, biological process: chloroplast organization; positive regulation of DNA-templated transcription. NCBI's taxonomy places the organism in Eukaryota, Viridiplantae, Streptophyta, Magnoliopsida, Malpighiales, Euphorbiaceae. The record is from RefSeq and is a predicted model, not a curated record. The coding region runs from base 709 to 1083 and encodes 124 amino acids. The transcript is spliced from 3 exons.
UCCACUCAACAAUUAGAGAUAGUUGUGUGGGAGCACUAUUAGUAAGAGAUUAAGACAAUUGAUGCAUACCUUGGCUUGAAUAAUUAAUGCUAUAAUAAUAACAAUAUUCACUUUGUAUAUAAGGGUAAUAUUAAUACUGUAAUCAUUUCCUGUGGUUGGUAUUCGAGUCUAAUGAUUAUCACAAGAAUAUUGAGUUUCUGCAUUAAGAAGAAAACAUAAAGAAAAGGACAUAAAUUGAAAUCCCAAUCACUUGGUAGCCAUUGAUAUUGAAUCUACAAAAGAUAUUUCUUCUAUGUUUUGAGUCAAGAGACAGUUCUUAUGAAUUUGCCCCAAGUUCGAAACCAAUUUCUCCUCUCAAACUUCAUUAGUUAGGCAAAGGACCACGUAGUUUUCCUUUAGCCACCAAGUAUUGCAAUAAACUAGUGGUUCUGCUUUGCAGGCAAAGCAUAGCCACGCUGUCUAUAAAAAUGCAAACUUGAGAGAAGUUUGUGAGUGGGAAUUGAAACUACUGCAUUUUAGGAAAGUAAACAUGGGACUUAGAACCCUUCCCUUGUCACCUUCUCAAAACUGUUGCUUUACACAGGCAGGAGUUGCACAGAAUUACCCGUCUUACCACUACAGGCUUCAUAAGAGCUCUAACUUUAGAGUGUUGGCUAAAUCAAUGAAUGGUAAAGAGGAGCCAAAGAAUUGGUUUGGCUAAAUCAAUGAAUGGUAAACAGCAAGCAAUCUUUGUUUGGCAGUUUAACCGAUGCUUUAGAUUUCUCCCAAGUUCGGUCUGCUAAAGAUGCUGAACUUCUUGAGGAGGCCAGAGAAAACACCAGGUCUGGUGGUAGACUGACUAGGGAACAGUACGGUGCUCUUAGAAGGAAAAUUGGAGGGACUUACAAGGAUUUCUUCAAAUCUUACAUUGAAGUGGAUGGACAAUAUGUUGAAGAUGGCUGGGUUGACACAACUUGCAAGGUCUGCAAGAAAGAUAUUGGAGGUGAGCCAAGGCAAGUCGACAAGUUUGGAAGAUAUGUUCAUGUAGCAUGUCUAGAAAAAGCCAAUUCAGGGAACUUUUUUACCAGACUUUUCUCCAGAUGAAGGGAAUGCUGCUCCUUAAUGAAAUUUUCCUUUGUAUAGCUAUUAUACUUGAUAGAGAUUUGGUACAAGAGAAUUGCAAGCUCUUAUACCAUUUGUUGGCCAUUUUAGUUUUAGCUCCCCUACAAUUAUAAGCCCUUUAUUUUUCUUGUUUCUAAUCAAUGGGAGUCUUCAAAAACCAAACACGCUCCAACAUGUUUCCUCUCUUGAACCUCCCUUAAGAGUUGAGAACAAGAAAUUGAUGAAUUUACUUUCCCCAGAAAGCCUCCAGGGACAAGAGACACUACCAGUUGUCUUGCCUUUGCAGUGUGUCUUGCCUCAAUUUUCCAGGUGCUAUUGUGCUAAGGUUCUAAUCUCCAUCAGCAAUGCAUCUUUUUUUGGCAUUAACAUCAAAAUUUUUUCA